CGUGCUAUACUUCGACGUCGACAAGCGAAAUUACAAACUACAUUCGAUACAACGAAUGCUGACGAUAAUGAAGAGGAACAUAUAGCUUACGACAAUAAAAAACGUUCCGAAUCUUUAAGAGGUCCUCGAACGUUACCAUUAUUCAAUGGUAUAUGUUGCCGUUCCAUCGGUGUGCAAUGCAGUCCUUCGACCGUUGAUCAAACAACAAUAACAUCAACAAAAGUAUCGGUUAUGACCGAUGAUGAACUCACAUCGGAUCGUACGAUAAGAAUUUUAACACCAUCAAGUCGA
Adineta ricciae is the source of this 291-nucleotide messenger RNA. NCBI's taxonomy places the organism in Eukaryota, Metazoa, Rotifera, Eurotatoria, Adinetida, Adinetidae. The record is from the annotation of a GenBank genome assembly.